Equus caballus (horse) is the source of this 2588-nucleotide messenger RNA. It is a transcript of the gene ITGB5, whose product is annotated as integrin subunit beta 5. NCBI's taxonomy places the organism in Eukaryota, Metazoa, Chordata, Mammalia, Perissodactyla, Equidae. Gene Ontology annotation, biological process: cell-matrix adhesion; integrin-mediated signaling pathway; cell adhesion mediated by integrin. Gene Ontology annotation, cellular component: integrin complex; cell surface; focal adhesion. Gene Ontology annotation, molecular function: integrin binding. The record is from RefSeq and is a predicted model, not a curated record.
CCGGCCUCGGCCCCCGCGCUCCGGUCCCGGCCGCACGCCCCCGCCGAGCCCGCCGCCCGCGCCGCCGCCAGGCCGGGCGCCCACCAUGCCGCGGGCCCCGGCGCCGCUGUACGCCUGCCUGCUCGGGCUCUGCGCGCUCGUGCCCGGGCUCCCAGGUCUCAACAUAUGCACUAGUGGCAGUGCCACCUCCUGUGAAGAAUGUCUGCUCAUCCACCCAAAAUGUGCCUGGUGCUCCAAAGAGGACUUUGGCAGCCCGAGGUCGGUCACCUCCCGGUGUGAUUUGAAGGCAAACCUGAUCAAAAACGGCUGUGGGGGUGAGUUUGAGAGCCCGGCCAGCAGCACCCAGGUCCUGCGGAGCCUGCCUCUCAGCAGCAAGGGCUCCAGCUCCGCGGGCUCAGACGUCAUUCAGAUGACGCCGCAGGAGAUCGCCGUGAACCUGCGGCCCGGGGACAAGACUGCCUUCCAGCUGCAGGUUCGACAGGUGGAGGAUUAUCCCGUGGACUUGUACUAUCUGAUGGACCUCUCCCUGUCCAUGAAGGAUGACUUGGACAGCAUCCGGAACCUGGGCACCAAGCUCGCUGAGGAGAUGCGGAAGCUCACCAGCAACUUCCGUUUGGGGUUCGGGUCUUUUGUAGACAAGAACAUCUCUCCUUUCUCCUACACAGCGCCGAGGUACCAGACCAAUCCGUGCAUUGGUUACAAGUUAUUCCCAAACUGCGUCCCCUCCUUUGGGUUCCGCCAUCUACUGCCUCUCACAGACAGAGUCGACAGCUUCAACGAGGAAGUUCGGAAACAGAGGGUGUCCCGGAACCGUGAUGCCCCUGAGGGUGGCUUUGACGCGGUACUCCAGGCGGCUGUCUGCAAGGAGAAGAUCGGCUGGCGAAAGGAUGCUCUGCACUUGCUGGUGUUCACAACGGAUGAUGUGCCCCACAUCGCGCUGGAUGGAAAGCUGGGGGGCCUGGUGCAGCCGCACGAUGGCCAGUGCCACCUGAAUGAGGCCAACGAGUACACUGCAUCCAGCCAGAUGGACUAUCCAUCCCUUGCCUUGCUUGGAGAGAAACUGGCAGAGAACAACAUCAACCUCAUCUUUGCAGUGACGAAGAACCAUUAUAUGCUCUACAAGAAUUUUACAGCCCUGAUACCUGGAACAACAGUGGAGAUUUUAUAUGGAGACUCCAAAAAUAUCAUUCAACUGAUUAUCAAUGCGUACAAUAGCAUCCGGUCUAAGGUGGAGCUGUCAGUCUGGGAUCAGCCUGAGGAUCUUAACCUCGUCUUCACUGCUACCUGCCAGGAUGGUGUAUCCUACCCUGGUCAGAGGAAGUGCGAGGGCCUAAAGAUAGGGGACACGGCAUCCUUUGAGGUGUCGGUGGAGGCUCGGAGCUGCCCGGGCAGACACGCGGAGCACACGUUCACCCUGCGGCCCGUGGGAUUCCGGGACAGCCUGGAGGUGGGCGUCACCUACAACUGUAAGUGUGGCUGCAGCGCAGGGCGGGAGCCGGCCAGCUCCAGGUGCAGUGGCAACGGGACUUACGUCUGCGGCCUGUGCGAGUGCAACCCCAGCUACCUGGGUACCCGCUGCGAGUGCCAGGAAGGGGAGAGCCCGAGUGGGUACCAGAACCUGUGCCGGGAGGCGGAGGGCAAGCCGCUGUGCAGCGGGCGCGGGGAGUGCAGCUGCAACCAGUGUUCCUGCUUCGAGAGCGAGUUCGGGAAGAUCUAUGGGCCUUUCUGCGAGUGCGACAACUUCUCCUGCGCCAGGAACAAAGGAGUCCUCUGCUCAGGCCACGGUGAGUGUCACUGCGGAGAAUGCAAGUGCCAUGCAGGUUAUAUUGGGGACAACUGUAACUGCUCAACAGACAUCAGCACGUGCCAGGCCAAGGACGGCCAGAUCUGCAGUGACCGCGGGCACUGUGUCUGUGGGCAGUGCCAGUGCACGGAGCCAGGAGCCUUUGGGGAGACAUGCGAGAAGUGCCCGACCUGCCCGGAUGCUUGCAGCACCAAGAGAGAUUGUGUCGAGUGCUUGCUGCUUCACUCAGGGAGCCCGGCUGACAACCAGACCUGCCAAAGCCUGUGCAAGGAUGAGGUGAUCACACGGGUGGACACCAUCGUGAAAGAUGACCAGGAGGCUGUGCUUUGUUUCUACAAAACUGCCAAGGAUUGUGUCAUGAUGUUCACCUACGCAGAGCUCCCCAGUGGGAAGUCCAACCUGACAGUCCUCAGGGAGCCAGAAUGUGGAACCGCCCCCAAUGCCAUGACCAUCCUCCUGGCUGUGGUCGGCAGUAUCCUCCUGAUUGGGAUUGCGCUCCUGGCCAUCUGGAAGCUGCUUGUCACCAUCCAUGACCGGAGAGAGUUUGCAAAGUUCCAGAGUGAGCGAUCCAGGGCCCGCUACGAGAUGGCUUCAAACCCUCUGUACAGAAAGCCCAUCUCCACACACACCGUGGAUUUCACCUUCAACAAAUUCAACAAAUCCUACAAUGGUACAGUGGACUGACGGCUCCUCAGGGGGCUGGAGGGAGCUGGGGAUCAAGUCAGAGACUGACAUGCUGUGGACAGCUGCUCGACUCAGUCACGGCUCUCUAGAUAGACAAGCA